Conger conger (European conger) is the source of this 1643-nucleotide messenger RNA. RefSeq names its product cell division cycle protein 20 homolog B-like. Gene Ontology annotation, biological process: anaphase-promoting complex-dependent catabolic process; positive regulation of ubiquitin protein ligase activity; positive regulation of anaphase-promoting complex-dependent catabolic process. Gene Ontology annotation, molecular function: anaphase-promoting complex binding; protein binding; ubiquitin ligase activator activity. Gene Ontology annotation, cellular component: anaphase-promoting complex. The record is from RefSeq and is a predicted model, not a curated record. Bases 77 to 1615 code for a protein of 512 amino acids. NCBI's taxonomy places the organism in Eukaryota, Metazoa, Chordata, Actinopteri, Anguilliformes, Congridae. The transcript is spliced from 12 exons.
GGCGAGACGGAGAGACUUAUGCUUCAGGACAGGCACAUACACUGAAUAUUAUGUUCUGGUCUGUUUUUCUAUCACAAUGGAAUGGAAGUUAGCGAGAUAUUCCCGUUUUAGAGUAAAGCCACACGAAGUUACGCUGUGGGAAAAUAUAAUGAACAAGCUUUCUAAAGACUUCGUAAGGACCAAGAGGCACUAUCCACUGAAGACCCUAAGUACAAAGACGAACAGAAAACAUCGAACUCCAACCUUCUCAUAUCGCAGAUUUCGGAGCCGCAUCGCGCGAAGACUGAACGACGACGGUUUGCCCGUCGCUAGUAGCCCGGUGACCACGGGGUGGCAGCAUUCAUUCAUUUCAGAAUAUGACACCGUGUGUCAGAGACUGCGGCUCGACUCCCCACCACAUGACGCCUCCCGCUCCCCCUCACAUCUGGGUGACCUGGAAACGCCCUCAAAUCAAAACAGAGAGGGCCUGGCACACGGGGACUGCAGUGACCUCUCCUCUGGCCGAACGCAGCAGGAAACUCCGGCCAAUGACAGAAAGGAAGCCGCAGACCAGGGCUGCUAUUGGAAAGACUCUGGAGGUGCUGAAACAGCCUCCUGCUCCAGGCUGCAGCCCUUCACUGUCCUGGACAGAGCUCCCAGCAUGCACUGCAGCCAGCCAGAGCCACAGCUGAGGAUGAUUAUCCCUGGACUGCAGGAUAAUUACUACCUCAGCCUGAUGGACAGGGGUGGGCGGAGCCUUGUGGCACUGGCGCUGGGCUCCACCGUGGUGCUGUGGAGUGGUGAAACCCACAGACUGCAGGGCAGCAUCCACCUCCAUCCACACACCUCCACCUGCUCUGUCACAUCUGUCUCCUGGAGCCAAGAUGGCUGCACUCUCGCCAUCGGGACAGGAGAUGGAGAGAUUCAGCUCUGGGAUGUGGAGAGCAGAAGUAAAUUGAGAAGUGUACAUGGACACCUGUCACAGGUGGGAGCACUUACCUGGAACCAACAGCUGAUCAGCAGCGGCUCGCUCCUGGGUUCCAUCCGUCACCACGACGUGCGGGCGGGCCCGCCGGUGGGCGGGGCCCAGCUUCGGAAGGGCGUGUGCGGUUUGGAGUGGUCGCCGAGCGGUCACCGUCUGGCCAGCGGAAGCACUGACGGGCUCCUGUGCAUCUGGCCCAGGGACCCAGGGGUGACCCACAGGGCCCCGCCCAUCUCCAGCAUACCCCACCCAACCGCUGUCAAGGCUCUAGGAUGGUGUCCCUGGCAGUCGGAGGUUCUGGCCGUGGGAGGUGGCAGGACAGACGGAGUGCUGAGGGUCUGGGACACAAACAGAGACACGUGUCUGCAUUCAGUCCCCACAAACUCACAGAUCUGCUCUCUACGGUGGAGCUGCAGAAGGAAGGAGCUUUUCACAGCCCAUGGUCUUCCUCACAAUCACAUCAACUGUUGGACCUUCCCCUCCUUUACACAAAAGGCCCAGCUCCAGGGGCACACAGGCCGGGUUUUGGAUUUGGCGCUGAGCUCCGGUGAAGAAUGGAUCCUGUCUUGCGGAUCAGACCAGCGGGCGUGCCUCUGGGACAACCGGCCUCAGGACACCCCACUUCUCCCCGAUCACUUCCCUGACCAACCCUAACUCCCUACUGCCCCCCCACACACCCCAC